Molecule: messenger RNA, 1159 nt
Organism: Aspergillus alliaceus
Lineage: Eukaryota; Fungi; Ascomycota; Eurotiomycetes; Eurotiales; Aspergillaceae
Exons: 1
Coding region: 146-742 (198 amino acids)
Source: RefSeq, a predicted model, not a curated record
UCCUGUCCAGCCAUGGCUCGUCUGAAAUGUUAAUAAAGAUGCAUGUCCUGACAAUUGUCUGACCUCCGUCCAUUCCUCAGUCAAUCACAGAAUUUUAAACUCACUGCGAACGGGCAGUUAUCGCUCAGACUACUAUAAAUCAAAGAUGAUGUUGUCCACCCUCUGGCCCCACACCGAAUAUGCCGAAGAUCAGCCAUUCCCCAAAUUGAUCCUCACCUCCCACGUCCUCGACCGCAGCUUUCAGGCCGGUGCCUUUCUGGGGGCCUCUGCCGGCCUCACUCGGAUGGCUCUACUCGCCUACCGACCCACCGCCAAUAAUAAACUCUACACAAGAUGGAUUGUUCCUCCCGGAUCUACUCCAGCCACUCUACUCCUACGCUCGACAGGCGUGGGUGCUGCCAUCGGUCUCGGGGCCAUGACCGCUAUGCUGCCCUACUACCUGGUCAAAUGGGAACCAAUCGAAUGGCAGGAUCGCAGUUGGCGGUUAUUGGAAAAUGAAGGCCAGCUGGAGGUUGACACGUGGGGAUUCGUGGGCGCGGUGCUGGGAUUGACCGGAAUGGUGGUCAUGGCGAGACGGAAUGCUGGAAUGUUUCAGUUAACGGGUCAUCAGGACGUCUCGCCGUUAGUUUUGCUUCAGAUGUUGGGGUGGAAGAAUGGUUUUGCAAGUGCUGGGAUGGGGAGUUUGACGGGAGUUUUGGGCUAUAUGGGGUGGAGAUAUGGAAUUAUGAAGGGGGAGCGAUGAUUAAUUUUCUGUGCCUUGAUGCUCUCAACCUUCCUUUAUCCUCUACGUAUUUAUUAGUAUUCCCCACUUUUGUAAUGGUCGACUGUAUUCUCUUUCAUUAAUGCUUCCGCUGUCAUAUCAGGGAGAUAUAUAUAUAUAGGGUGCUGCUGCCACAGUUUCGACCUGGACAGCCAUUCCCAUGGGAUUAUGGAAUGGCUGACACCAUUUUCCAGGCUAUACGACGAAUAUAAAGGUAUCGGGGAGUCAAUUAGCUCUUCUCAAGUCUUGUAGUAUCUCGACGAGUCCCAACUGCCUGAGGCUGUGAAUUGACAGUGACGUCAUGAGUUGUUCCAAAAAAGAAAACGCGCUAACCAAAUUCAGAUACAGACAGCCAGCCAAUGAGAGUCCUGGACUGUCUUUCUGGAGCAUCGCAUCUUC